Aspergillus ibericus CBS 121593 is the source of this 1004-nucleotide messenger RNA. RefSeq lists its product as uncharacterized. Lineage: Eukaryota; Fungi; Ascomycota; Eurotiomycetes; Eurotiales; Aspergillaceae. The record is from RefSeq and is a predicted model, not a curated record. Bases 1 to 813 code for a protein of 270 amino acids. The transcript is spliced from 8 exons.
AUGUUCUUCGUCACGAUGCAGGCUUCCUUCCCGAUUAGGAAGUCGCAGUCCGGCACGCACCUUCCCUGCCGGUGCCUGUACGCCCGUCUACGAAAGGCCCUGCCCCUCCUCCUUCGUUCCCUCGUCUUCUUUUCUGUCUCUCCUCGUUUCUCUUCUUCCCCUCCUCCCCUGCUAAUCAACUGUUCACCUUCCAUCCACAGGUCGUUCUACCAUCGUUUCUCUUACUGCCUCUACUUCAAACUCAUCACAAUAUGCUACCUGGGCUUACUGGUGGGCACGACGGAUGCCUUGCCUAGCAUGGGUCCAUCAGAGCUCCUCUGGCGGCACCUGUGUGAAGGGAUCGUGCCUACCACCUCCUUUCUGAGCAUCAGCCGCAUCGUGGACAGGCCCAGCUGGCUAAAAACAGCCGUUCACACGCAGGCCAGCUCCCACAAGGGAAAUGCUCUGUGCUUUUCCACUUAUACUCCUCUCUCUUUCCACUUCACCUUCCACAACUCAUUGUCCACCUGCUGCCUGGCACCGCGGGCAGGUCUAGCAAGUGACAGAGCUUGCUGGUUAAAAACAAUCGUCCGCGCUGCAGGCUGCAUAUACCACAACAACCACCACCACACAACAACAAACAACAAACAACCACACAACAAAACAACCACACAACAAAACAACCACACAACAAAACAACCACACAACAACAACAACAACCACACAACAACCAUAUACGACAACAGCAGAAAGGGGGUACAUGGUAGCCGCAUCGUGGCAGGCCCAGUAAGCGACAGAGUUUGCUGGCUAAAAACACUGGUCACACUGCGGUGAAGCGAGGGUUGGAUAUGGGAGAGGGACGUCUUGGGAGAGUUGGAACUUGGUCAUGUAUAUAGCUUUACUGUCUAUAGAUUUCCUUUGUCAUGCAUGUAUCGGCAGUUCUGUACAUCCUGGUCAAGGUUUUCGCCACUGGUUUUCCCUUGGCUGUCACCCAAAUGGGGGGAUAAACAAUCAAACCAAUUAUC